This is a messenger RNA of Oryza brachyantha (malo sina), 2242 nucleotides long. Its product is annotated as protein ETHYLENE-INSENSITIVE 3-like 2. Gene Ontology annotation, molecular function: DNA-binding transcription factor activity; DNA binding. The record is from RefSeq and is a predicted model, not a curated record. The transcript is spliced from 2 exons. The coding region runs from base 272 to 2014 and encodes 580 amino acids. NCBI's taxonomy places the organism in Eukaryota, Viridiplantae, Streptophyta, Magnoliopsida, Poales, Poaceae. Gene Ontology annotation, cellular component: nucleus.
CUCGUAGCCCCCACUUGCUGCUUCUUCCUCCUUUCCUCCUCCUCCGAUCCUACAGUGGAGCCGCGGCUGGCAGCAUCACCCCUCUUCUUAUCCUUUUAACUGCUGGACUUCUCCUUCUUCCUCUUGUUUCGAGCUGACUGCCAAGCUUAUGGAAAGAGAGAAAUCAGCAGCAGAGCAGAUAGACAUAGAGAAAGAGAGAGAGAGGUAUAGUUUUGCUGCUAUAAGUCUGUAGCGAGAGGAGAAGACGAUUGCUUGAGUGUGCACGGCGGCGAUGAUGGGAGCUGCGGUGACCAUGGUGGAUCGGCGCAUGUCGUUCGCGGCGGAGGCGGACGGCGACAGCAAGGCCGCCUUCGGAUUCUUUGGGGGCGAGUGCUUCAUGGGGGAGGGCGACCUCGUGAACCCGGCGCCGGCGCAGCAGGUGCACGAGGGGUUCGGCGACGACGAGAGCGACGACGACGUGGACGACAUCGAGGAGCUGGAGCGGCGCAUGUGGCGCGACCGCGUCCGGCACAAGCGGCUCAAGGAGCUGCAGCAGAGCCGCGGCGGGAGGGAGAGGGGCGGCGGCGGCGGCGAGAGGCAGCAGCGGCAGUCGCAGGAGCAGGCGCGGCGGAAGAAGAUGUCGCGGGCGCAGGACGGGAUCCUCAAGUACAUGCUCAAGAUGAUGGAGGUGUGCAACGCGCAGGGCUUCGUCUACGGCAUCAUCCCGGAGAAGGGCAAGCCGGUGAGCGGCGCCUCCGACAACCUCCGCUCCUGGUGGAAGGAGAAGGUCCGCUUCGACCGCAACGGCCCGGCGGCCAUCGCCAAGUACCAGGCCGACAACGCCGCGCCGGGCACCGAGGGCGACGUCGGCGGCGCCGCGCCGGCCGGCCCGCACUCCCUGCACGAGCUGCAGGACACCACGCUGGGAUCGCUGCUCUCGGCGCUCAUGCAGCACUGCGACCCGCCGCAGCGCCGCUUCCCGCUCGAGAAGGGCGUGCCGCCGCCGUGGUGGCCGGAGGGGACCGAGUCGUGGUGGCCGGAGGCCGGCGUGCCCAAGGAGCUCGGCCCGCCGCCGUACAAGAAGCCGCACGACCUCAAGAAGGCGUGGAAGGUCGCCGUGCUCACCGCCGUCAUCAAGCACAUGUCCCCCGACGUCGAGAAGGUCCGCCGCCUCGUGCGGCAGUCCAAGUGCCUGCAGGACAAGAUGACCGCCAAGGAGAUCGUCACCUGGCUCGCCGUCCUCAAGCAGGAGGAGGACCUCUACCUCAAGCUCCAUCCCGGCGCCUGUCCCCCGCCGCUCUCCGCCGCAGCGGGCGCGAUCUCGUUCAACGCCAGCAUCUCCGGCGAGUACGACGUCGACGGAGUCGACGGCGACGAGGCGGGAAACCUCCAGAAGGCACCUUCCGACGCGACCGCGUUCAUGGACCUUACCAUGGACGCUGCUCUGAGCAACAAGUUCCUGAUCAUGCCGGCGGCGCUGAUGAAGGAGGAGGCCAUCGACGUCGACUUCGUCCAGAAGAGGAGCGCGCCGGCCGCCGACGAGCCGGAGCUGAUGCUGAGCAACAGCAACACCCGCAUCUACACCUGCGACAACGUGCAGUGCCCGCACAGCAACUACGCGCUCGGCUUCCUCGACCGCAACGAGCGCAACGCCCACCAGUACGCCUGCAAGCACAACAACGCCGCCGAGAGCAAGGCGCCGCCGCACCUCUUCGAGCCACUCGCCGGCUUCGACUUCGACCUGCCCGUCGACGGCCAGAGAUGCCUCGCCGGUCUGAUGACCAUGUACGACGCCGACGUCGCCACGCAGAGGAACGACACCCUGAUCAACAAUGCGAUGCAGCAGCAGCAGCAGCAGGUUAAUUUCUUCAUCCGCGACGACGCGCCGUUCGGAGGCGACGUCGCCGCGGCGGCACCGGCACCGGAGUUCAGGCUCAGUUCAAGUUUCAACGUGUCAGGAGGUGGCGCCGUGGAAUACGGUGGCGCCAUGCAGCAACCGCCGGCGAAGUACGCGGGAUCCUACUGGUUCUACUGAAACGAUCAAAUUGAAUGGAGAUGAAGAAUCGCCAUCGAUAGAUCAGUAGCUUGUAGCUGUAGGGCAUUAGAACUCAUAAUUAAGCCUGAUUAAAUCUCAGUGUGCUUGUAAGAAUUGUUGGUUAAUAAUUUUCAGUGUAGAUCCAUGCAAAAUGCAAGCUUGCAAACCAGAUAGCUGCAAAUGGUUCAUGCCAUCAAACCUCUUUAUGGAAACUUUCAUGUUGAUUUC